AUGUCCCUUCCAAGUACAGAUAUGUCCUACGUGCGCCUCGGAUCGUCAGGAUUGAAGGUAUCGAAAAUUAUCCUCGGUUGCACGGUAUAUGGGAGUUCCGAUUGGUACAGUUGGGUGCAAGAUGAAGAAGAGAGCAUCAAGCAGAUCAAGGCCGCUUAUGAUAUCGGAAUCAACACCUUUGAUACCGCCAAUAUAUACUCUAACGGACAAUCCGAAGUUGUAUUAGGGAAGGCCAUUAAACAACACAAUAUGCUGCGGGAGGAGAUUGUUGUAAUGACGAAGGUUUUCCACCCAGUAACACGAUCCAUGAACGAACGGAUCUCUGGUCGAGCAACAGCGCUGGCCGAUUCCAACGGAUAUGUGAACCAAUAUGGACUCAGUCGCAAGCACAUAUUUGAUUCGGUUAAGAAGAGCCUGGACCGUCUGCAACUGGACUAUAUCGACGUUCUCCACUGCCAUGAAUUUGAUUUCCAGACCCCGAUCCAUGAGACGAUGCAAGCCCUUCAUGAUGUAGUAACAGCUGGUUACGUUCGAUAUAUUGGAAUAUCGACUUGUCGCGCCUGGCAGUUCCUUGCCAUGCAAAAUUACGCGGUCGACAAUCACUUGACACCAUUCAUCGCGGUGGAAAAUGACUACAAUCUUCUCUAUCGCGAGGAUGAAAAUGAGUUGUUCCACGCCAUGAAGUAUUACGGUGUUUCUUCCUUGCCUUGGUCCACGCUUGCUCGUGGCGCUGUCACCUUACCUCUGCAUCAGCAGCCUACUCCACCUGCCAACGGGAGAACAAGGUGGAAUGAUACAGUCAUCUUAAGGCGGGUGGUCAUGCUUCUGUCUCGUUAUCAGAUUCAUCCUCCUGACCCCUCUUUCCCCAUCAGGGUUGAAGAAAUUGCGAACCAGAGAAACAUUACCAUGACGCAAGUCGCCGUUGCAUGGUCCAUUAGUCGAGAAGGUGUUUGUGCCCUAGUCAUCAAUGCAUCGUCUACUGACAAACUUUUGGAUGCGGUUGGCGGUUUGGAUGUGGUGCUUACACCUAACGAAAUACGAUAUCUGGAAGAACCUUAUAGUCCACAAAAGGUUCAUUAUUGA
Messenger RNA from Desarmillaria tabescens, 1083 nucleotides. RefSeq names its product aryl-alcohol dehydrogenase. Bases 1 to 1083 code for a protein of 360 amino acids. Lineage: Eukaryota; Fungi; Basidiomycota; Agaricomycetes; Agaricales; Physalacriaceae. The transcript is spliced from 13 exons. The record is from RefSeq and is a predicted model, not a curated record.